Plasmodium reichenowi is the source of this 2106-nucleotide messenger RNA. RefSeq lists its product as hypothetical. The record is from RefSeq and is a predicted model, not a curated record. The coding region runs from base 1 to 2106 and encodes 701 amino acids. The transcript has 3 exons. NCBI's taxonomy places the organism in Eukaryota, Apicomplexa, Aconoidasida, Haemosporida, Plasmodiidae.
AUGGUUAGCGACACAAAAUCCGAGGAUAGUAAUAUAUCCAAAAAAUAUGUAUAUGAUGAAGAUUUGGAAAAUAUAAAAAAUGAUAAUUCGACCACAAAGGAUAAAAUAAAUGAUGAAGAAAAUAUUGUAGACAUGAAAAACGAAACGAAUGAAAAUAUUUCACAUUUAAAUUAUAAUGAAGCAUGUCCUAAUCCCUUAAUAGAAAAAGGACAUGAUGUAAUAACUCAUAAUAUACUAGAAGAAAAAAAUGAUCAAUGUAAUACAAAUAUUAUUCUUCCUAUUGUUAAAGAAUGCAAUGAUUCACAUAAAGAUAUAUCUCUUUCCAGAAAUGAAAACAAGGUGGAUUUUAAAUUAAGAAAUGAAGAGAAUGAGAAGAAAAUAUUUAAGCUGGAAGAAAUAAUAGAAGAGAACGAAAGCAAUACUGAGAGAACAGAAGGGGAUAAUUUUAUGAUGAGCAAGAUGAAAAGUAUAUUAAUAUCACAAAAUGAAGAGAUAGCUUCAUUAAAUGAAGAGUUGAAGAAAAAAUCAAAAGAGAUUUUUUAUUUAAACGAAGAGAAUAUGACAAAGGAUGAGAAAUUAGUUGAGUUAAAAAAGGAAAUUGAAUCAAAUUAUAUGCAUUUGAGGGAAUAUAAAAAUUUUCAAAAUGAAUUAGAAGUGGAUGUAAAUAAUAAAAUAUAUAGUGCCGAGAAUUAUGUGAAUAGAACAAACCAGAGGUUGAUAGAGAAUAACAUUGAUAUAAAAGAGAAGAAAUUAAAUAUUGAGAAACAGAAAAGAAUAAUAAAAGAAUUAUAUAAUGAAUUAAAUAAGAAGGAAGAAAAAAUCUCAGAAUUAAGAAGUAUAAUAGAAAGUAUAGAAUUAAAUAAUAGUCGAGAUAUAAUAAAAUAUAAACAAAAUAAUAUGGAUUUAAUAAAUCGUUUAAGUUUAAAUAAUUCAUUAAUGAAUAGCCAAAAAAUUGAAAUAGAAAAUAUGCAUAUGAAUUAUAAACAGUUAGAAGAAGAAUUAAAAAAUAAAGAUAAUGAAUUAAAAAAAUUACAUCAAAAUUUAUUAUCUAAAGAUGAAGAAAAUAAUAAAAUGGUCCAUGAUAUAAAUAGAUUAAAAUUUGAUAUGGAAGUAAGAAAUAUAGAUAUUGAUAAUGUCAAAAAAAAAAUUAAAAAUGUUAAAAAGGAAUAUGCCAUUAAUUUAAAAAAGCAAAAAGAAAGAUAUACUAAUGUAAUCAAUGAAAUUUAUAAAGAAAAAGAUGAAAUUAUUAAAAACCAUGUUGAUGAACUAGCCAAACUCUCAAAUCAUUAUAACGAAGUUGUCCUUGUCAAUGAAAAUAUAAAAAAUGAGAUGAACUUUUUGAAUGAUGAGAUUCUUAAAAAGUCGUGUGAAAUCGAAAAGCUCCAAGACAGACUUUUAGACUACGAAUCAAAAUUGUUAAUAUACGAAAAUAAUAAUGAAAUAAAAAUCUUAAAAAAAAAUGAAGAUCAUUUAAGAAAAUUAUUAAGUAAACACAUUCAUAGAAAUGAACAACUUUUAAAUACCACUUUCCUUUUACAAAAGUCCACCCUGGAAAAUAAUUCACUGGAAAAAAAAAUUAUCGAAUUAAGAGCAAAAAGUUAUAGAAAAGAUCAAGAAAUAAAAAAAUUACAAGAAACGAAAUCAAUAAGAAAAUCACCAAGUAGUAAUUGUAGCCAUAAUAGUCAGGAAUAUUCAAUGGAUAUAAUUGAUGAUCUGAAUGAAGAUAAUUAUAAUUUAAAAUAUUAUCAUAAUAAUAGUAGUAUAGUAGGUGAUCAAGAAAAUUCAGUUUAUACCUCCAAAAAAUCUUAUGAUAAAAAUAUUACUAUAGGAUCUUUGGCAGAUACUGAAAAGAGAAGCAUUAAAAUAAAAAAUACAAUUCCUCAUUCACAUAAUAAUGAAGAUCCAGUUCAUUUUGCCUUGUGUGAAUAUCUAAAUUGUUUUAAAAAAAAUAACCUUUCUAUCAAAAUUAAUAAACUAGAUGAUAAUACAUAUUUACUAAAUGACAAAAAGGUUGUUAUUAGUUUUAUAAAUGGUGACUUGUAUGUAGAAGAUGAUGCAUCUCCGAUCAAGCUGCAAGAUUAUUUAUUAAAAACGGUAGUUAGAUAA